UCUCUCUCUCUCUCUCACACACACACGCAGGCAGAUGCAGACAAAGUGCGUGCCAGUGAGACCUUCAGGAGACGUGUUGUGGAGAUUGGAAACACAGGCACACAUCAAGUCUGACUGCUUUGGAGCUAGUGCCUUAAUGGAGAGAAGCUGUGAAGGAGACAAUCUGUUAUCAGGUCACGAUGAAGAGGCUGUGGUGGAUCUUGGUAAAACCAGCUCUACGAUCAGCACAAACUUUGAAAAAGAAGAGCUAGAAAGCCACAGGGCGGUGUAUAUCGGGGUUCACGUGCCCCUGGGCAAGGAGAGCCGGCGGAGACACAGGCACAGGGGCCACCGUCACCACAGGAAGAGGAGAGACCGGGAUUCCGACCGGGAGGACGGCAGUGAUUCUCCCACGUUUGACACCCCAUCCCAGCGUGUGCAGUUUAUCCUGGGCACUGAGGACGAUGAUGAAGAGCAUAUUUCUCAUGACCUCUUCACAGAGAUGGAUGAGUUGUCCUUCAGGGAGGGACAUGAAUAUGAGUGGAAGGAGACUGCAAGAUGGCUGAAAUUUGAAGAAGACGUGGAAGACGGCGGUGAGAGAUGGAGCAAGCCCUAUGUAGCCACCCUCUCUCUGCACAGCCUCUUCGAGCUGAGAAGCUGCAUAUUAAAAGGAACAGUCAUGCUGGACAUGAGAGCCAACUCUAUAGAGGAGAUUGCAGAUAUGGUUAUAGACAACAUGAUCGUGUCUGAGCAGCUGGAAGAGUCUGUGCGAGAGAAGGUGCGGGGGGCCUUGCUGAAGCGCCACCACCACCAGAACGAGAAGAAGCUGAGCAACCGCAUCCCCUUAGUGCGCUCCUUCGCUGACAUAGGGGAAGGCCUGUCAGCUUCCAGUCUUUCUCUCAUUUGGACGGGUCUGUCAUCAUCCAACCCUUCUCAAAGAAGAGAUUCGCACAUUUCCUUACUCUUAAAUUACCUCUUGCCGGGCUCCAGAGCUGGAACCCCUGCAGGUUCAAGGUCUCCCACCCCCCAGGCCUCCCCUAAGAACACGCCACCCUCCACCCCAACCCUGGAGGGCCACCGCCCCCUCAAUGUCUUCCCUGAGCCCGAAGUGGCCCGUGUCAUUCCAGUAGUGGUGGUGUACCCCCCUGAGGAGGACUUGCUUCCAGCGGAGGGGCAGGGACAGGAGGAUCAUCAUCUUGAACAACUCCAACCAGGCAAAUGCCAUGUCUUACAUAACCCUCAAGGACACUUUGCAUCCCCACAGUCUUCUCCAGGAAACCUGGAAGUCUCCAAAGGAAGUGAAAGCAAAGGUAGCAUGGCAGGAGGCAGCAGGGAGAACAGCACUGUUGACUUCAGCAAGGUUGAUAUGAACUUUAUGAAGAAAAUCCCCCCCGGAGCUGAAGCCUCAAAUAUUCUGGUGGGAGAGGUGGACUUUCUGGAGAGGCCCAUUAUUGCCUUCAUCCGACUUGCACCUGCUGUCCUCCUGAGCGGCCUGACGGAGGUGCCUGUCCCCACCAGGUUUUUGUUUUUGUUAUUGGGUCCACCUGGCAAAGGACCGCAAUACCAUGAAAUUGGUAGAUCAAUAGCUACACUCAUGACAGAUGAGAUUUUCCAUGAUGUUGCUUACAAAGCAAAAGACAGAAACGACCUUUUGUCUGGAAUCGAUGAGUUUUUAGACCAGGUAACAGUUCUGCCGCCAGGAGAGUGGGAUCCUACGAUACGAAUUGAACCACCAAAGAGUGUUCCUUCACAACAAAAAAGAAAAAUACCUGCCCUUCCGAAUGGCUCCUUCCCAGCUAGUGAAUCACUAAAGGAAGAGGAUCACCAUGCUGGACCAGAGCUCCAGAGGACAGGAAGGCUGUUUGGUGGUUUGGUGCUUGAUAUAAAGCGGAAAACGCCCUUUUUCUUGAGUGACAUCAAGGACUCCUUGAACCUGCAGUGCUUGGCCUCUGUCCUCUUCCUCUACUGUGCCUGUAUGUCUCCUGUUAUCACUUUCGGGGGGCUGCUGGGAGAAGCUACAAAAGGCAACAUAAGUGCAAUAGAAUCUCUCUUUGGAGCCUCGUUGACAGGGGUUUCGUAUUCGUUAUUCUGUGGACAGCCCCUAACGAUAUUGGGAAGCACGGGACCAGUUCUGGUGUUCGAGAAAAUUUUAUUUAAAUUUUGCGUGGAUUAUGAACUUUCAUAUCUCUCUCUGCGCACCAGCAUCGGCCUGUGGACAGCAUUCCUCUGCAUUGUGCUGGUUGCCACGGACGCCAGCAGUCUAGUCUGCUACAUCACCAGAUUUACCGAAGAAGCCUUUGCUGCUCUUAUUUGUAUUAUAUUUAUUUACGAAGCACUAGAGAAACUCUUUCACUUGGGAGAGCUGUAUCCAGUCAACAUGCACAAUGACUUGGCUAACCUUACAUUUUACACAUGUCAGUGUUCUAAACCUGCAAAUCUAAGCUCUGAAACCCUACAACAUUUGCAAAAUUCAAGCAUGACACCUGAAUCGAUUCAAUGGGAAGAUCUUGAUGUUACAAUGUGCAAGGCUCUCCAUGGGGAGUUUGUCGGACUGGCCUGCAAGGACCAGCACCACGGCCCAUAUAUUCCUGAUGUCCUCUUCUGGUCGGUCAUCUUGUUCUUCACUACCGUCUUCCUUUCCUUCUUCCUCAAACAGUUCAAAACGAUGCGCUAUUUCCCAACCAAGGUGAGAUCAACCAUCAGUGACUUUGCUGUGUUUCUUACCAUAUUGAUUAUGGUAGUGGUAGACUACCUGAUUGGAAUUCCUUCUCCAAAGCUUAAUGUUCCUGAUAGGUUUGAGCCCACAUCAAAGAACAGAGGCUGGCUGAUUGAUCCUCUGGGCACGAACCCCUGGUGGACAUUGCUAGCUGCUGCAAUCCCUGCUCUGCUCUGCACUAUCCUCAUCUUCAUGGACCAACAGAUCACUGGUGUUAUUGUUAACAGGAAAGAGCACAAGCUAAAGAAAGGCUGUGGGUACCAUCUGGACCUGCUGUUGGUUGCUGUGAUGCUGGGGAUCUGCUCCAUCAUGGGGCUGCCCUGGUUUGUGGCGGCCACUGUCCUCUCUAUCAGUCACGUCAACAGUCUGAAGGUGGAGUCGGAAUGCUCUGCGCCGGGGGAGCAGCCCAAGUUCCUUGGAAUCCGAGAGCAGAGAAUUACGGGUCUCCUGAUAUUUGUCCUUAUGGGACUGUCUGUUUUUAUGACUUCUGUUUUGAAGUUUAUUCCUAUGCCAGUAUUGUACGGUGUCUUUCUCUACAUGGGCGCUUCUUCACUGAAGGGCAUCCAGUUUUUCGAUCGCAUAAAGCUGUUUGGCAUGCCAGCAAAGCACCAGCCUGACCUGAUUUACUUGAGAUACGUUCCGUUGUGGAAGGUGCACGUCUUCACAAUCAUUCAGCUCACCUGUCUUGUUGUGCUGUGGCUCAUCAAAGCCUCGUCUGCUGCUGUUGUCUUUCCUAUGAUGGUCCUUGCUCUGGUGUUUAUCCGGAAACUCUUGGAUUUCUUCUUUACCAGCCGGGAGCUGAGCUGGCUUGAUGACCUCAUGCCAGAGAGCAAGAAGAAGAAGGAGGAUGACAAGAAGAAAAAAGAGAAGGAGAAAAUGAAGAAUGGAGCUAAAGUACCAGGGGAAGCUGAACAACUGCUUACUGUUGAUGAAGAUGAAACAGUGCAGAUCCCUUUUGAGGGAGGAAACCUUUUAAACAUUCCUGUUAAAAGCCUCAAAUGCAGCUCUGAUCCUUCCGUUGUAAACAUAUCUGAUGAAAUGGCCAAAACUGCUGUGUGGAAGGCUGUUGCCAUGCCUACUGAUCAUGCCAAAGCAGUGAAACCUAGCUCAAGUAGCCCUGAGAAGACAGCAUGUAUGAAAAUCAACAUUGAAGCUGCACAGGGAGAGAGGUACGCUGAUUGUGAAACGUCCCUUUAGGACUCCGAGGCAUGAAACAUUUGUUUGAAAGCCGCUACUUGAACAGCAUCUCUCAAUUCCAAGUACAAAGGACCUGAAUAUGGGAAUAUAUAGAAUUCAAGCCAUUAGUGUCAUUUUUUUUUAAAUGUUCUUAUAAAGACAUCCUCCAGACACGAUGUUGCAAAUUAACUUCAACCCAGCUAAUCAAUUUGCUAUUUCUGUACAAGAAAGCAAAACAAAACUGAACAACAAUAGAUGCAUUGUUACAGUUAAAUUGGUACAAUUUAGAGGUGAGAAUCUAAGUGGAUUUCUUUUCGUAGUAUUUCUGUAAAAUAAAAAAAUAAACAACGCAAAUGUGUUUUUCUUUUAAACCAGAUGCAUCGUCUGGUAAUUUACUCAUUUUGAAACCUCCAGUAUUCUUUCAGUGCAUUACAGUUUUUACCAAUAUAGGAAAUCUCAAAGAUUGAAGCCCACUUAGAUUACAAAUGCCUCAUUUUGAAAAGGAUGCAUUUUGUUUUGCUUUGCUUUUUUUAAAUUUUAUUUUUUUUAUAUAAAGAGAGUACAUUUUGUCAGCAUUUUUUGUGAAACCAGCAUUUUUUGCAAUAGAUUUUGGGGUUAAAUUGACUGGUAAGGUGCAACAUCAAGACUAUAUAUAAUUUUGUUUGUUUUUCAAGGCCGACUAGAAGAUAUUUUUUUGUGAACAAAUGAUUAUAAACAUUUAGAUUUGCGUUCAUUAGUGACACUACAUUAUAGGUAAUUUUCAAAUAACAAAGUAGUCUUUGCAGUAAAGAAAGAUAAACAAAAACAAACCAAAACCAUUUUUUAAAAAUAGUUUCUACAUUCUCUUCUACAAUUACACCAAGCAAGAGGUUAUUUAAAACAAAUGCUGAACUGUAUGUAGUACUGGCAGUUUGCCAUGUACCCUGUUUUUUUGUGUUUUUGUUUAGUUUUCUGUUAUCUUUGUAUGUGUUCUGUCUUGCCAUGAAUAUUUAUUUAUUUAUUGUUUAAAUCAACUGGUUUCUGGUAAAUACCUAUAGCUUUUUUGUAUUCUCAUUUUAGAAUAAACCCCCUACUUUUUAUAAUACAUACAAAAUAGCACCCACUAAAAGUGUGAGUGCCAAUAAUGCAGACUCCCAUUUAUCAUAGAAGCUUCUGCCAACUCAGCACCUGUUUACCGUCUACCAGAAUCAUAACAGGGAGAUGCAGCUUACAUCCAUCGUUGUAUCUACUUGAAAGCAACCCCACUGACUUCCAUAUACAACCUCCCAAGAAUGCAUUCUGAGAUUAGUAAAAAAAAAAAAAAUAGGAAUAUUGCUAAUAUUUACAUAACUUUUGCAUUUAAAUGGCGUAGAUUUAAAUGUGAUUCAGUGUAAUCGAGUAUAUUGUAUUGUGUUUUUUUGUUUUGUUUAUUAUGCAUCUUAUUUGUUUUAAAUAGUUGAUGAUUUUAUGGUUAUGCCAUAUGCUAUUCUGAAAAAUUAAAAAAUAAGCAUUACUGCAUCAUUUAUACAUUUAAUUUGAUUAUAUUUCUUGUACUUUUAUCCCCGCACUUUUAGAUGUGUUUACCACAACUUGAUUGAGAUAGAUACAUGUGACUAUUUUUAUUAUAUGGAUCUUUAGAAUCGUCUCAGGAAAGUUCCAUUCUACACAGUAGAAUGACGCAGUUUACCUAGAAUUGUAGUACUUGCGUGGUCCAGCCAUGUUUUUUUUCACAAUUAUGUUCAGUUUGUACUUAAACCGUUGAUAAUCAUAACAUUAAAUACUCUUUUUGUAUCAGUUCUACCUAAUGCUAAUUUCAAGGAUGUUGACAAAAAAUAUGCAUGAAUACAGAGAGAAAAUGAUGCUCACCA
Polyodon spathula (Mississippi paddlefish) is the source of this 5718-nucleotide messenger RNA. RefSeq names its product sodium bicarbonate cotransporter 3-like. Gene Ontology annotation, biological process: bicarbonate transport; regulation of intracellular pH; transmembrane transport. The transcript is spliced from 27 exons. The record is from RefSeq and is a predicted model, not a curated record. NCBI's taxonomy places the organism in Eukaryota, Metazoa, Chordata, Actinopteri, Acipenseriformes, Polyodontidae. Gene Ontology annotation, cellular component: basolateral plasma membrane; apical plasma membrane; plasma membrane. Gene Ontology annotation, molecular function: sodium:bicarbonate symporter activity; solute:inorganic anion antiporter activity; monoatomic anion transmembrane transporter activity. The coding region runs from base 35 to 3892 and encodes 1285 amino acids.